Closterium sp. Yama58-4 is the source of this 813-nucleotide messenger RNA. Lineage: Eukaryota; Viridiplantae; Streptophyta; Zygnematophyceae; Desmidiales; Closteriaceae. The record is from the annotation of a GenBank genome assembly.
AUGUUUGACAGCAUCGCCGUCGCCGUUUCAUCGUUCGACGGCUACGUGAGCGAGGUCAUUCUCGCCGAGUUCGCUGGGGUCGAGGCGAAAGUGAUGGAGCGGUAUAAGGCGGACUGGGAGGUGGCGCGCUUGAUUCCGUGCGGCAUGUGGAUGAUCAUGUGGAGCCAUGGCGCAAACGUCUUCCGCGACAGGUUCCAAGAGGUCGUCAACGAGUACAACAGGAUAACCAAGGAGGGCCGCGCAGCUCUUAAUGCAGUUCUUGGUCCGGCGCUGUGGUUCCUCGACCUGCCGGAGUCGACCGAUCCCGAGAAGGCCGCCAAGAACAAGAUGGCGAGCGACAUGAUCGCGCGCGUGGUGAUGUGUGCCGCCUACGCACCUGUGGUCGCGAAAGUCUCGCCCAUCCCGGGCACCAAUGCCACGCCGGAACAAGCGGCAGGCGAAGGGGGGGCGGCAGCCACCGUCCGCGGAGCGUCCGCUGCGUUCGCGAGUCGGUGCAAGAGCGUCAUCGAGGCGGUGCUUCAGCAGGCGUCCGCUCGGGAGGUCGGCGAAGAGGAGGUCGCCGAAACGGUGACGAAGGACCUGCAGGCGGCUGUGGUGAGGUCGCUGCCUGAGGGCGGAGAGGAGCGCGAGCACGACGAGCUUAUCGCCCGUGUCAUGAUCGAGAACCUCGCCUUCUGGGGGGAGUGCUAUGUCGGAGGCCCGAAGCUCAGGGCUCGCGGCGUCGCCUUGCCUGUCGACCCCGCAAUGAGGAUUAUCGUUCGGGACAGGGGGGCGAGGGGCCAGCACAAAGGGAAGCAGGUCGUGGACGCAUAG